AUGAGCAGGCAGUCGUCUCACAAACAACGGCACUCCCGCCAGCCCUCAAACCGCAUACCAGCUGUUUCCGACUACGAAUCCGACGCGGCUGCCCUUCACGCAGCCUAUGCACCGCCGCCUCCCCGUACAAACACCGAACUGAACCUAUCCGUCCUCCAACGCUACCUCCCCUCCAUCCAAGCCAUCCUUGCCAUAGCAGCCAACGCCGUCAUCUACACCUUCGACAGCGAAACAGCGAGUUGGGACAAGUCCGGCAUCGAAGGCACCAUGUUUGUCUGCGCCCAGUCUGCCCUGCCCGAGAGCCAUCGACCGCGGGCCUGUGUCUUUGUCCUCAACCGAAGGUCGCUGGACAACUUGGUGGUUGACCUUGCCAGAGUGAGCGACGUGGAGAUCGCUGGCGAGCUGGUGAUAUUGAGAGUGGAGGGCAGUUGGGACGAGGGCGACAAGGUCAUCGGCUUAUGGAUUCACAAUGACAGGGACGAGACCAGGGAAAUCAGCGGCGCCACGAUACAAGAGAGCUGGAAACUGGCCAGGUCAGGAACGGCCCCUGAAGAGCAGGGCCCGGAAGCUGGUCCGGCUAUGCAAGCUGUUGGGAAGACAUUGUCCCCGAGUGACCUGUUUGGGAAGCAGCAUGGGCCGCAGGCGGUUAAUCAGUAA
Molecule: messenger RNA, 657 nt
Organism: Metarhizium album ARSEF 1941
Lineage: Eukaryota; Fungi; Ascomycota; Sordariomycetes; Hypocreales; Clavicipitaceae
Product: Dcp1-like decapping
Exons: 1
Coding region: 1-657 (218 amino acids)
Biological process (GO): positive regulation of catalytic activity; deadenylation-independent decapping of nuclear-transcribed mRNA; deadenylation-dependent decapping of nuclear-transcribed mRNA
Cellular component (GO): P-body
Molecular function (GO): mRNA binding; enzyme activator activity
Source: RefSeq, a predicted model, not a curated record